AUGAGAACAAUGGUUGAUUUGGGAAGAGAAAGAAGCAGCCAUCUACAAAUCAUUGAUUCUCCGACGAACGUUGACUGUGCCCGUGAAGUCCGUCUCCGGCGAACUCUCCGUUCACUCAUUGAGUGCUUAAUCCCAUAUUGUUGCACUUACCAAUCUCCUCCCUUUGACCAAAACGACACCAUCUCUGUCACUUCAUCCUCCGACCAAACUGGUGUCCUCCUCGUCACCGGAACUUUCUUCGGUCACCGUCGUGGCCACGUCAGCUUCUGCCUCCAAGACGACACUCGUCCUGCUUCUCCACCACUCCUCCUCGUCGAGCUAGCCGUUCCCACGGCGGCUCUAGCUCGGGAGAUGGAAGAAGGGUUUCUCCGAAUAGCUCUCCGGAGCAAAAGCAACCGCCGGUCUAGUAUCUUUAACGUUCCGGUUUGGUCUAUGUAUUGUAACGGCCGGAAAGUUGGGUUUGCUGUGAGGAGAGAAAUUACUGAAAAUGACGUCGGAUUUCUCCGGCUGAUGAAGUCUGUUUCCGUUGGGGCAGGGGUGAUUCCGGUGGGAGGUAACGGCGACGGAGACGGCGAGAUGUUGUAUCUGAGGGCAAAGUUCGAGCGGGUCACCGGGUCGAGUGACUCGGAAUCGUUUCAUAUGGUGAACACGGGAGGUAGUUAUGGACAGGAGCUUAGCAUUUUUCUUUUGAGAUCGUGA
Arabis nemorensis is the source of this 699-nucleotide messenger RNA. Lineage: Eukaryota; Viridiplantae; Streptophyta; Magnoliopsida; Brassicales; Brassicaceae. The record is from the annotation of a GenBank genome assembly.